AUGAAGAUGGAGGCUCCCACCACCAGCAAUGCAGCCUCCCUGGGGUGCAACAACAAGCCUGCCUUCCCGGAGCUGGAUUUCAGGUCUGGAGCUCGGGUGGAGGAACUGAACAAACUCAUCCAGGAAUUCACCAGGCACGACCAGAGGGAAUACGACGACCAGAGAGCGCUGGAGAUCCACACUGCCAAGGAUUUCAUCUUUUCCAUGUUGGGAAUGGUGCAAAAGCUAGAUCAAAAACUUCCCGUGGCCAACGAGUAUCUGUUGCUCUCCGGAGGAGUCCGGGAAGGUGUGGUGGACCUGGACCAGGAAGGUGUGGUGGACCUGGACCUAGAUGAGUUAAAUGUCUGUGCCCCGGGCACUGACUACAAUAUGGACUUUACCCUUCUGGUGCCCGCCCUUAAGCUGCAUGACCGUAACCAGCCUGUGACGCUCGAUAUGCGCCACUCAGCCCUGUGCCACUCCUGGCUCAGCCUCAGGCUCUUUGAUGAGGGGACAAUCAGUAAAUGGAAAGGUUGCUGCACAAUCGCCGAUCACAUCANCGGUGCNACCAACUACUUCUUCUCCCCCACCAAAGUGGCUGACUGGUUCUAUGACUCCAUCAGCAUCNUCCUCUCGGAGAUACAGAAGAAACCCCAGAGAGGGAUGCCGAAGGUGGAAAAGGUAGAGAAGAACGGUACCAUUAUCUCCAUCAUUCUGGGCGUGGGGAGCAGCCGCAUNUUGUACGACANCGUCCCCGUNGUGUCCUUCAAAGGCUGGCCUUCUGUGGCUCAGAGCUGGCUCAUGGAGAACCACUUUUGGGAUGGGAAGAUCACCGAAGAAGAGGUCAUCAGUGGCUUCUACCUGGUGCCAGCUUGCUCCUACAAAGACAAGAAGGACAAUGAGUGGCGACUGUCCUUUGCCAGGAGCGAGGUACAACUGAAGAAGUGCAUUUCAGGCAGUCUAAUGCAGGCCUACCAAGCCUGCAAAGCCAUCAUCAUCAAACUCCUGUCGAGGUCCAAGGCCAUCAGCCCCUAUCACCUGCGGAGCAUGAUGCUCUGGGCCUGUGAUCAACUCCCUGCCAGCUACUUGGCUCAAGAAGACUAUGCAGCCCACUUUUUGCUGGGCCUCAUUGACGACCUGCAGCACUGCCUGGUCAACAAGAUGUGCCCUAAUUAUUUCAUCCCUCAGUGUAACAUGCUGGAGCAUUUGUCAGAGGAGACAGUCAUGCUCCACGCCCGGAAGCUCUCCUGGGUUCGCUCCGAUCCCGCAGAGCACCUGCGCACCGCCAUUGAGCAUGUGAAGGCGGCCAAUCUGCUGACGCUGAAGCUCCAACGUCGGGGCAGCACCACCAGCAUCCCCUCCCCACAGUCGGAUGGCGGGGACCCCAAUCAGCCUGAUGACCGUCUGGCAAAAAAACUGCAGCAGCUAGUGACUGAGAAUCCAGGGAAGUCCAUCUCGGUCUUUAUUAACCCCGAUGACGUCACGAGGCCCCAUUUCAGAAUCGAUGAUAAAUUUUUCUGAGUGUUUUGU
This is a messenger RNA of Mus caroli (Ryukyu mouse), 1509 nucleotides long. RefSeq names its product nucleotidyltransferase MB21D2. The record is from RefSeq and is a predicted model, not a curated record. NCBI's taxonomy places the organism in Eukaryota, Metazoa, Chordata, Mammalia, Rodentia, Muridae.